Molecule: messenger RNA, 5600 nt
Organism: Pocillopora verrucosa
Lineage: Eukaryota; Metazoa; Cnidaria; Anthozoa; Scleractinia; Pocilloporidae
Product: ankyrin repeat and SAM domain-containing protein 6
Molecular function (GO): protein binding
Source: RefSeq, a predicted model, not a curated record
UGAUUGAUGAUUACAAGAGUGUGGUUUUUCUCGGGACAAGCUAACGUCGUAGCGUGAUUACGGUGUAAAAUGCUCGGAUAACGCUUUUCCUUUUGCGAGUAACUCUCUGCAAAAAUGGAAACUUUGUAAGUGAGCUAUAUGUGGCGAACUUUUCGUUUUAAAAGAUGGUUGUCAUGAUUUCACGUUUUUCCGAAAUCAGCUGCAUUUCGGCGCAAUACUCAAUGAGAGACAAUUCUACAAUAUUUAUACUACAGCGAUGGAUCCCCAGAUCAACAGACUCUUGCUAAGCGCAGAACAGGGGAACUUAGGAGUAGUUUCAGCACUUUUGGAGAAAAGUAUUCACGUUGAUUCGGCUGACGAUGAAGGAGUAAAUGCGCUUCACACCGCUUCGGCGAACGGGGAUGAAAAAGUUGUGCGUUUGUUGUUGUCACGAGGCGCAAGUUUGGAAGCGAGAACUAUUUAUGGUUGGACGGCUCUCAUGCUAGCCGCUUAUUACGGACAUUACAUGGUCUGUUGGAUUUUAAUUCAAAACAAAUCGGACUUAUAUGCUAGAAAUGAGCUAGGUUCGACGGCUUUGGACUGUGCUGUUCGAAGUGGUCACGUACAAAUCGCUGGUUUGUUGAUCGAAGCAGGCCAGGUAAAUGGGCAGGUUGAGGGACCUCAGCUAUGUCUUGAUACACCUCUGAUGAACGCAGCUCAACACGGUCAUGAGGCGUGUCUAAAAUUGCUUCUUGAAAAGGGGGCAAACGCAAAUUGUAGACAAGAAACAACAGGUUGGACGGCGCUGAUGUUGGCUGCUUUGAAUGGACACAUGACCGCAGCAGAAAUCUUGGUGGAAUUCGGCGCAAACCCAAAUGCGGUCAAUGAUCUCGACCAAACUGCUCUUGAAAUCGCUGCACUUCGCCAAAAGACCGAAGUACAAGGAUACUUGGACGAAAUCACUUCCAAGAGACCGCAAAUUAAAGGUCAAAAGUUUGUGAAACCAAGUAUUAUUGAAGCAGCCAGGAAUGGUAAUUUUGCAUCUGUCAGAGAUUUAUUGGAGGAAGGCGAAGUUGAUGUAAAUGCAACAGAUGAUGAUGGUGCCACUCCCCUGAUGUAUGCUGCAAUGGGUGGACACUUUCCAUCUGUUCAGUUACUGAUACAAAAUGGGGCUGAUAUUGACAAGCAAGACAAGGCUAGUGGAUGGACAGCAUUGAUGCAAGCAACUUACUAUGGGCAUAAAGCUGUUGCUAAGCUAUUGAUUGAUGCUGGAGCCAAUGUGAAUAUUCAGGAGAAAAAUGGUUGCACUGCUUUUGACAUGGCUACUGUCAUAGGUGAUACAGAAAUCUUGCGUCUAUUAGCUUCUGUGAGCAUGCAUGUUCCUGCUACCCCAAAACGUUAUUACAGCUCAUCAAAUUUGUAUGGGAGGAAAGGGAAGGGUGAAGGAAAGGGGCCUGUCUGUGAAAUGAACAAAGACAUGGCUAAUGUGGACAGUGACUUCAUUACAGACACUGGAAGGAAGAACUGGUGGUCUAAAAUGUCAAGUAGAUUUCGGCACCUGAACAUCAAGCGCACUCUUAAAGUGUCAUCAUCAGGCAGCAAGCUGCGCAUAUCACCAGCAUCAAAUAGUAUGGAGAGCCUGUUUGAUAGUGACUCUGGUCAGGGGUCCUCAUUCAGUCAUGUUAGUGAUAGUUCUGCAAUUACAUUGAAGUCACUGGAUUCAGUUAUUACAGAAUCUGGGCUAAAAGGCACGACACAGCUUAAUUUGAAAAGACCUCCCACACUGGCACUUGUGUCUCACAGCAACAAACUGCCAGAUGACGUCAUUGGUCCUGUUUUGCCUCCAAUUCUUCCUUCCCCCUCAUUUGAAUUGCCUAGAAUACAACGGCAGCAGCACAGUAACAGUUUGGAUGAUCCAUCUUUACCUGAAAGGCCUGUACCCAGUCUUUGUAUUAAUGGUGAAUGUAUUCCAGACGCUCAUGAAAAGUAUUUUGAAGAUGAUCUGGAUAACAUUAGUAGUGUCAGUGCAUAUCCAGCUUACAGGUCACUUAUGUCUCCAACAUUGGCGAAAAGUAAGAACUUUACUGGAAGUCCAGAAUCCUCAUAUUCCACAGCAAGCUUCUACUCAUCAAUGUCCAACAACUCAGGAUCAAGGACAUUAAAGGCGUGUAGUCCUGCCAUUGAUUUGUCGUUUAACCCCAUGUCUGCCAUGUCAUCAUCACUUUGGCACAAGGCAGGGAGAGGAACUGCAGCCAGUCCAACCCCAACAGUCAUGACAGUCAGAUCAGCCCCAGUGGAGGGAACAUCUUUACGUAAAGAAUUAAGUUAUUCUUCUCUACAAGGCCACGCUGAUGAUACAAGCAGAUCAUUUUCAUCUUAUUCAAGAGAUCAUUACCCUUAUAGACAUACAUUCAACCAUAGUGAAGGUGAUGUAGAAAAUUUGCUAAAUAAAUUAUCAUUGGAGAAGUACCAACCAAUUUUUGAGGAACAAGAGGUGGACAUGGAGUCCUUUCUAACCUUAAGCGAUGGAGAUCUUAGUGAACUUGGAGUUACGCGGAAAGAUGCCAGACAACAAAUCCUUACAGCCAUUGCUGAAAUUAAAAGUAGCAAGGAUCGCGAGAGGCAACAUUUACAUGAAACUUUGUCCAGUUUCCAGGGGAGCAAAUCACAUGGUACUAGUGGUUAUAGCUCUGUCUCUCCUUCAGCUAGUGGAAAUCUUUCAAAUUGGCCUUUGAAGCAGCCACCUUAGUCACAGAUGGACAUGUAAAUUAAAUAGAGGAUGGUACAUGGAAGUGUGUGGAUACAAAUUUUAUCUUGUGUUUUUAUAAUAUCUCUCACAAGUGAGUAAAUGACAGGCUUGAGAGAUAUUUGUGACUCAAUAUAAUAAAUUCAUAUCCAUAAGUGCACAUGUAAAUAAAUGUUUGUUAUGUAGAUAUAAUUAACAUACUUAAAUCAAACUCCAUUUUAAAACACGUUUUUAGACCACUUAAUACAGAGAUAAUCUACAGGUAAACUGAGCACGAAGAACAGCUGGUCAACCUCUGGCAUUAAAUAGAUUAUGCUCUCACUACAAGAAAUUGUUUUAAAAAAAAAAGUAAAAUAAUUGGAAGUGGAAUUUUUAGCUAGACUUUUCCAUUCUAUCAUUGGAAUUCUAUUGUUUAGCUAAAAUAAGAAUUGCAAGUGAAUGAGAACAACAACAACAACAAAUUUUCACCUCAAGUAUUGAAGGACAGCUUCACAUUUAUGAGUCUGAGAGGAAUUUUAAAGUCAUGCAAGGUACAAAUAAAUUCAAUUCCCUUUUCAUGCACAUAGUUUAAACAGUCACGAACAUGGUAACACCUUUGUCUAAAAAUUAAAAGGUGGCACUCAUGCUUAUUUACUGAUUUAGUUGAGUCAGAUGUCAGUAUUCAGGUUUCAGAAAUCUGCGUAAUUUUUUCUACAUUUCAUCAAUGUGCUGAAUUUUUUUCAUUGCUGUAUGACCUUAUCAGUCAAUUAGCUUAUAUUAUUAAAUUGUACAUAGAACAAUAUUUUAAAAUGAAUUGAGCAUUAAGGGCUGUGCCCUUUUGCAGCAGGCUGUAUUUGCAAGCAAACUUUUAAAUUAAUAAUAUUAUCACAUGAAUUAUAUUAUUUUAAAAGAAGAGGUAUUGUACCUUCUAAAUAUCUGUAUUUAUUGGCAGUCAUGUACUGUUAAUUUCUGAAUUAAUAAUUAAUGAAACAAAAUGGUUCAGUUAGCUAUACUGUUCUUUACUGCUCUUUACCCUGCAAUCAUGAUAAGACAUGUUCAAGACCAACCCUUUUGGCCCUCUUACCCUCACAAGUUAGGAAGACAAAAUCUAAAGCAAAUUUUAAAAAUGACAUGCCAAAAUACUUAAGUUAGUGAAAGUGACUGGUCAGGAAAUGAACAGAUAUCUUUUUUGGGUGUUCUAGUUGGGUUUUUAGGGCUCGAUCAUGCCAACAUUCAAUAGUAAUGCGAUCAUUGUUAACUGACUAAGCCAUUAAUGUGCAACCACAAAAAGAAGACUGCUGUGAUCAGGCAGCUACCAAAGUAAACUGGAGCAAUGUUGUUUUCCUAGCUAUUCAUCCCCUCUAACUAUGAAGUGGGUGAGGAAGGGUGGUCCUGGAUUGUAAAUCAUGCUGCAACAUUUUCUCACAGAUUCUAGCCAGACUAUUCAUCCAUUAGAUUAUAAGCUUGAGAAUUCUAUUGCAUGAGAGUUGACAAAGGCAAAGUCUAAAUCAGCUGUUAUGCAUAGAAAUCAGGACUGGAUGUUAUAUACUUGCUUUAAUAUAAAUCUACCAGACAUUCAAAACUUAACAAGAUGACUAGCUCACGUUUUUAUCUAUCUUUGUUUACAACUGUACUCUAUUAGGCUACCUCUUGUACUCAUUAUCUACCAUAUGAUAGAUAGCCAGUAGUGUAGCCAAUCAGAAGGCAGCAUUUAUGAUAAAAUGCCAACAGAAUUACCCAUUUGGGGUUCAGUCACACAGUCAAAUCUUCUGUUUGUUGUGCUAGUUUAUGUAGAAAUUUCGGACAACGGUGGCUGAUUGUAUCCACUGUAAAUCCAAACUGUAUGUCUGAUGCACUUUGCAACAGUUUAUACUUAAUUAUGGUUGAGUUGAAAGUUCCUGUUCUAGCGUUAAGUAUAAUGUAUUAGUUUGAGUUUUAAAGGCAGAAUAUGAUAUUCUGAUUGGUUGGAGAUGAAUGUUUUGCAGAUACAAGCAGGGGAGACAGCAACCUUCCCCUGUUUUUUUUUUUUUUUUCAAUAGGCUCUCACAUUACAGAACAAGUUAAUUGCACCAGUGAGAGUGUUCUCAGAUGCUCUUUGGGCCUCUUUACAUGAUCCUGCAGUUUUUGUAAGCCUGGGUUACACCACCAUGAUAGAAUGAAGAAAUGUAAAAUGGUUUCCGUGUUUACAUAGCCUGAUGUAAACACGCGGGAAGUUGGGAGAACAUGAGAUAAGCAUAGGAAACCACGAUGCGAAGCUUAAAUAACUAAUGAAAGAGGAACGAAAAUCGUGUUUACAUACGCACAUGUAAAAUGGUUUUAUGACCAAUCAGAGCACAUGUACUAUUUGAAUUAUUUUAUAAAAAUCUUUCGCUGUCAAAUGGUUGAAAGUGAUUGCAUGCUAAGGUUCAAGUUAUGGUGGGAUUGUGUGAAGAGGCCCUAAAACUUCAUUAAUAAGACAUUAUUUUGGUAAGGACCAAUGCACUACAUUUGAAGUCAUGCUGUAUAUUUAGGCUUUGCUUCUGAGCUGGCUUGUAUAGGUCAAAAUGAACACAUUCAUUUUUUUGUGCAUACAGCUUUAAGUAACUUUGCUAUAGUACAUAGGCCAUGAAUUAACACAAUGUGCACUGUAAUUUUCUCAGAGAAAUAAUUUUUUUACAUUACAUUUAUCAUAAACACACAUUUUACCUGUUCUAAUAAGAAUAGGUCAAGUCCACAGCCAUUUAAUAUUAUAAAACUGAUGAAGGAUGACACAGGAUGAAGAAUAAUUAAUAUUUAUUACAAGAAAUAUUAAACUACAUCACUUUGAUACAAAAUGUUCUAAUUAUGAGGCAGGCAAAAUAAAUGUCCACCUUAAUUUGACCAAGGCUGUUAAUAAAAACUUGUUGGUUUUGUCUUG